Messenger RNA from Leptinotarsa decemlineata (Colorado potato beetle), 1414 nucleotides. RefSeq names its product TBC1 domain family member 13. The record is from RefSeq and is a predicted model, not a curated record. Gene Ontology annotation, molecular function: GTPase activator activity. Lineage: Eukaryota; Metazoa; Arthropoda; Insecta; Coleoptera; Chrysomelidae. Gene Ontology annotation, biological process: intracellular protein transport; activation of GTPase activity.
UUUAUUUCAACAUUGAUUUCACAGACUUCCCCAAAAAAUAAGUCAAUUGGCAACAUUGAUGUUUUGUCGAAGAAAUGGCACAUAAGGCAAGAUUGAAAGAAUUCGAUGAUGUUCUUCAAGAAGAGGUUAUCAAUAUACGUCAUUUAAAAAAGAUCUCAUUUAACGGUAUCCCAGACGAUCAGGGAAAAAGAUCGCUUUGCUGGAGAUUACUGCUCAACUUUUUGCCUCCCGAUCAGAAAAAAUGGGAAUCUUAUCUCGCAGACAAACGAAACUUGUACAAACAGUUCAUAAAGGAAAUGAUUGUGAUGCCCGGAGAGAAUGAAUCGAGUGGAGAUGUAACACAUAGCGAUCAUCCCUUGAGUAUCAACCCGGAAAGUGAAUGGCAGACUUUUUUCAAAGAUAAUGAAGUCUUAUUGCAAAUUGAUAAGGAUGUGAGAAGACUGUGUCCGGACAUAUCAUUUUUUCAGCAACCAACUGAAUUUCCAUGUAGCGAAAUAGUGAAUAGUAAUGAUGUUAAAAGAUUACAUACAAGAGUGCAGAGAAGAGUUUUGAAAUGUGCAAAUGUUGAAAGAAAAGGAUUGGGAAUAACGAAGAUUGCACUGUCAAUAAAAAAAGCAAAUGAGGAUUACGCCCCCAUGGAAGAAGGUGGAGAAGCUCAUUGGGAAGUAGUAGAGAGGAUAUUAUUUUUGUAUGCCAAAUUGAAUCCUGGACAGGGAUAUGUUCAAGGAAUGAAUGAAAUAGUAGGCCCUAUAUAUCAUGCCUUCGCUUGUGAUCCUGAUAUAUCAUUCAGAGAAUACGCUGAAGCCGAUUGUUUCUUCUGUUUCACAAAUUUGAUGUCUGAAAUAAGGGACUUCUUCAUUAAAAGUCUAGAUGAAUCGGAGAGAGGCAUCAACAAAAUGAUGACUAGAUUAUUAAUGCAAUUGAAAAAUUGUGAUCUCGAUAUUUGGCUAAAAUUUCAGCAACUAGAUCUGAAACCCCAAUACUAUAGUUUUAGAUGGAUUACCCUCCUGUUGUCUCAAGAAUUUCCUCUACCUGACGUACUGAGAAUAUGGGACUCCUUGUUUUCUGAUAGUAAUAGAUUUGAUUUUUUAAUUCACGUUUGCUGUGCAAUGAUUAUAAUAUUGAAAAAUCAGUUAUUAGAAGGAGAUUUUCCGUCCAAUUUGAAACUCCUACAAAAUUUCCCGCCUAUGGAUGUUCAAAUAAUUUUGUCAAAAGCAGUUGAAUUAUCAAAAUAUAAAAUAUUCUGAAUUUGAUAACACCCCUUCACUUGUAUAUAAUUGAACGCAUGUUACCAAGUUUUCCGAAAAGUAUAAAUUGCUUUAAAGGUGUAUACAUAUUCUAUAUUUCUAAAUACUCAAUUUUUUAUAAGUUUUAUAAAUAUCUUAUUGCCUAAAUUACAAAAACGUAUAUAAAA